Messenger RNA from Castor canadensis (American beaver), 3902 nucleotides. It is a transcript of the gene Rassf8, whose product is annotated as Ras association domain family member 8. Lineage: Eukaryota; Metazoa; Chordata; Mammalia; Rodentia; Castoridae. Gene Ontology annotation, biological process: signal transduction. The record is from RefSeq and is a predicted model, not a curated record.
ACUUCCACUUCCCUGUUUAGAUGAGAUCACAGGUGUAUACCACCAUAGUCAGCCUAACACUAGUAAUAAUCUUAUUUGAAGACGAACAUGUUAUCCGAGUGACUUUACCCUCUAGUGUGCCAUCGCGCCUGCCUCUGCUUGUAUCUUGUCACCAGGGCAGGUUGCAGACAGCACCUAGGAUGUGAGCUCUUUUCUGCCUGGGAGGGUCUCUGGAGCUGAGGCUGAAGAAACUACAAUGCAGCAGGAGCCUGAUGCGCUCACCUGGACUGCUGUCUGGAUCAAAACAGUGUCGUUGUUCUUCUCGGUGUUUAUAGUGCGUGCCCAGUGCCACAUGAAGGUCGGUGGAGUGGAUACCUGCUGCUGUUUCCUCACAGACCUUUUGAUUCUCACCCAGUCCAGAGCUCUGCUAACUACAGACUCUGCCUUCUCCGUGUUCCCAAAGCUAGAGACAUGACCUGACUCCCUGAUGACCACUCCCUGGGCCCUUGGGUGACUGGCCCGUGCACCAUGGAACUUAAAGUCUGGGUAGAUGGUGUUCAGAGGAUUGUCUGUGGGGUCACUGAAGUCACAACUUGCCAGGAGGUUGUAAUAGCCUUGGCUCAAGCUAUAGGUCGAACUGGAAGAUACACCCUUAUAGAAAAAUGGAGAGACACUGAAAGACACCUAGCACCUCACGAGAACCCUGUCAUCUCCUUGAACAAGUGGGGGCAGUAUGCGAGCGAUGUGCAGCUCAUCCUGCGGCGGACGGGGCCUUCCCUCAGCGAGCGGCCCACCUCAGACAGCGUGGCGCGCAUCCCCGAAAGAACCUUGUACAGGCAGAGCCUGCCCCCCUUGGCCAAACUGCGGACUCAGGUGGAUAAGUCAAUCAAGAGGCGGGAGCCAAAAAGGAAGUCACUGACGUUUACAGGAGGUGCCAAAGGGUUAGUGGACAUUUUUGGAAAAGGUAAAGAAACAGAAUUUAAGCAAAAGGUGCUGAGCAACUGCAGGACAACGGCAGGCGAGCUGAGGAAACUGGUCCGCCUGCAGACAGAGCGGCUUCAGGCCAUUGAGAAGCAGCUGGAAUCAAAUGACAUCGAAAUACGGUUUUGGGAGCAAAAGUAUAAUUCUAACCUCGAAGAAGAAAUUGUCCGCCUAGAACAAAAGAUCAAAAGGAAUGACGUAGAAAUUGAGGAGGAAGAAUUCUGGGAAAACGAGCUGCAGAUCGAACAGGAAAACGAAAGGCAGUUGCUGGAUCAGCUCGGAGAGAUCAGGCAGAAGGUCUCCGAGUGUGAGCACAAACUGAAGGACUAUGUGACCCAGAUCCACGCGAUGGAGAGCGGCCUCGAAGCAGAGAAGCUGGAGCAAGAGGUUCGGGUCAACGAGGAGGAGGUACAAGGCAAGAUCGGCAAGGUCAGAGGGGAGCUCGACCUCCAGGGCCAGCAGAGCCUAAGGCUGGAAAACGGCAUCAAAGCAGUGGAGCGGUCCCUCGGCCAGGCCACCAAGCGACUGCAGGACAAGGAACAAGAAUUGGAGCAGUUGACCAAAGAGUUACGGCAAGUCAACCUCCAGCAGUUCAUCCAGCAAACAGGCACCAAAGUGACCGUCCUGCCUGCCGAACCCACGGAGAUAGAGGCCUCCCAGGCAGACAUCGAGAGAGAGGCAGCGUUCCAGUCGGGGUCCCUGAAGCGGCCCAGCUCCUCUCGGCAGCUCCCCAGUAACCUUCGUAUUCUGCAGAGCCCCAUCUCGUCUGGCUUUAAUCCUGAGGGCAUAUAUGUAUAGCACCGUCCGUCUUUCAAGGUACCAAGGACAAUAAAAUAAAUUCCUUCUUCAUUUUGUGCCAAUGAUGAGCAGAGGGUCUACUUCAUGAGCCACCGCAUCUGUCUCCCUCCUGACCUGGACCCUCGUGGAGCCGUGCCGUGCACUGUUGCUAAGGAACACUGUCCUUGUGACAGUGUCGCCGUCUGUCCAGCAGCUGUAAAGCAAAGCCUUCGAGAGCGUUAGGAAAGCUACAUGAUGUGGACACAUAAAUAAAUCAUGAAUCAUGAGGAGUGAAAGACAUGACCGGCUUAGUUUCAUUUAUUCCAUACGAUUGACUAGAGUGUUUUUGUUACUUAUCCUGUGACUCAGUUGAGUUCACUUGUGUGAUUCAGGCUCUGUGUGCAUGUCACCAGAUCCCACCCACAUGCUGCCACUGACAGCCACAUGAGUGUCAUGUCGUGUGUCACUGUGGUGUGCUCUGCCAUCAGACCAACUCCAGCCACUGCUUUCUUGGGUGAAGUCAUUCAGGUUUCCUUUCCAUCUGGAGUUUAAUGUUUCCUCAUCAGUAUUUCCCAGUAUACAAAUAACUACAUAACAUCCUGGAGAUAUUUUUCAUGAGGUAAACUACACGGAGAGGGUUGGUGCCUGUUCAUGUACCGUCCAACGUCCAUCCAAGCAAGCCGGGGUCCCACACAUAGUGACAUGUCUGCCCACCCUGCCAUUUUCUCACGAUCCUCAGAAUUAGCACAGGAGUGGAGUUCCCAGUGUCUGAGGUCAGUGUGGCACACUUUGGGAAUCUUGCUUGGAGUGACGUAUUUUAAAAUGCCACCUCCUGAGUGUGGUCUUCAGGUGUACACCAUUCUCUCCAGUCACUUAGACAAGGGGACAGGACAGGAGUUAGGUAUUUUUUACCAGGGAAAUAAAGUGAAAUUCACAGUAUAUUCUUAAGUUUGACUUUUUUAGGGUAUUAAUCCCCAUCUAUGCACAUAUCAUUUAUAAAACCAAAAAUAGUCAGCAUCUCCCCCAUGAAUAGUGAGUGACUUAGCUGAGACUCGUAAGUGAUAUUUAGACACAAAAUACUGCCAAGCACCUCCGAUCAAUUUUGGAACAAUAUAAUAGAGACUUUAGAAUCAUUUUUUUUUAAUUCUCUGCAUGAUUUACAUGCAACAAAAUAAAAGUGGAUUCCCAUAGUAACUCCAUAGUAACACUGUAGUGACAGUAAAGAAAUGCCAUAUGCAUGAAGGCAGCUCGAGUGUUUGAGCACGUUUGACUUGCUUUGGGUUUGACGGAUGCUGAGAUGCUGCUGUAUGUAGGUUUGCUAUGAAAAUGUCAAGAGUGGCUGUGAAGACGCAUAGAACCCUGGGAGUAGAAUCAUGCCAGGCCUCACCUUGCUGGACGUGCUGCUUUUUUGGGAGUUCUUGAGCUGAUCUUGCCAUUUUUCACUAUUUUGCAAAUGACUUGAGAAACACAUGGUUUUCCCUAAAAAAAGCUCACCUUUCACACCUGCUCUCAGUUCACAAACUACUUCCUAUCUGUGUGUGUUGAAAAAUCCAAACUAGUUGUAUGUUUUGUGACAGUGAUGAUUUAUGAGGGCCAGCAUCUGCCUUGUGUAGAGUCCCAUCCCUGUAUUCAGUCAUUCUGUUGUUCAGAGAAACUGAGACCUUAUUCACAAAGAGAAACAUUUUAUAAAUUGAUGGUAUUCUAUUUAAAUCAAACAUUACACUUCUGGUGUGUUAAGCCUCACAAUUAGACAUUGCGAAGAUGCCACGGUGUGUUGUCGUAUCUCACAGUCAACGACCAACUUUAAACAGUGACAGGUAACAGCCACCACCUGGCAUGGCCCUGUUCUCCAGCUCAGUGUCACCAUUCACCUCUGUGACUUUAGCAGACUUUUCGGUAGAAAUUCCGUCUCCUAGAUGGGCAGAGGGCACAUGAGCAGCUGUACUUUUUAAUCAGCUCUAUUACUUCAGAAAGCACACACCUAAAGGAUAUUUCUAAAUCUCCUUUUAAAUAGAGAAAAACUAAUUUCUGUAGUAACAUCUUAAAAUAGUUAAGCUCUUUGUGAUCGUUUUUACCUAUUAUGACCUAUUUUAGGUCAAGUGCCAUGCUUGACCUCUCAGAGGGGCACAAACUAUCAAAUGCAAAAUUUUGCAUCUAGGGGAAUA